AUGACCAAGUCUCUAAAACGCAAACACCAGCACGACGAACCCCAGGCAAAAGGCACCAUGCUCCGGCUCCACGCGCCCCUCGCUCGCGCUGCCACGACCCUGGACAGAUCCCUCUUCGCCAAGACGCUCAGCCUGGCCGCCGCCACGGUGCAGGACAACCGCAACAUUGCGCGCCUCCGAAAGCAGCUCACCAAGGGCCGUGAGCUGCUCGAGUGGGAGAGGCUGAACGCCUGCAAGCCUGAUCCUGUCGAGGCGGGAAAGAAGUGUCUUCUGCUGAAGGAGGGCGUCAAGGCUGACGCGCCGUCGACAUGGGGCCCUCUGCUGCAGGCGGCUGUCGAGGCCCAGGAGGUUUCCGUCAUUCCUUAUGAGCUUCAGCUCGACUACGAUUACUGGUCUUACCUGGAUGUCAUCAGCUCGAUCCUGCCGGAAGACCUUCACGGAGAGAUCCCCGUCGGUUUCAACACGGCUGGUCACAUCGCUCAUCUCAACCUUCGCGACCGGUACCUCCCCUACAAGUCCAUCAUUGCGCAAGUCAUCCUCGACAAGAACCCCAAGCUGCGCACCGUCAUCAACAAGACGGACAAUGUCGGCACCGAGUCCGAGUUUCGCACGUUUACCUACGAGGUCCUCGCCGGCCCCAACGACAUGGACGUCGAGGUCAAGGAGAACGACUGCACGUUCCAGUUUGACUACUCCAAGGUCUACUGGAACAGCAAGCUCGAGACGGAGCACUCGCGCCUCAUCCGCCUGUUCCAGCCGGGCGAGGUCGUCGCCGACGUCAUGGCGGGCAUCGGCCCCUUCGCCAUCCCCUCGGGCCGCAAGGGCGUCUUCGUCUUCGCCAACGACAUGAACCCCGAGAGCUACAAAUGUCUCGACGCCGCCAUCGCCCGCAACAAGGUCGGCCAGUACGUCCGCGCCUUCAACCAGGACGGCCGCGCCUUCAUCCACGCGUCGGCGCGCCUCGUCCGCGAGGCCGCGGCGCGCGGCGACGAGGUCGUCCUCCACCCCAAGACGUCCCGCAACAGGAGCCCCGGCGACCCCAUCCCCGCGCCGACGCGCAUCCCCCUGCCCGCGACCGUCAGCCACUUUGUCAUGAACCUGCCGGCCUCGGCCACGACCUUCGUCCACCACUUCCGCGGCCUCUACCACGGCCAGGAGGCCCUCUUUGCGCCGUACACCCUCGCCCAGCUGCCCCUGGUGCACGUCCACUGCUUCGCCGUCAAGCAGGACGACGAGGUGCCGCUCCUCGACAUUUGCGACCGCAUCUUCCACGAGAUUGGCGUCCGCUUCAAGCCUGGAGACGCCGCGAACGAGGGCGAAAUGUCCAUUUACAACGUCCGCGACGUCGCCCCCAAGAAGCGCAUGUUCUGUGCCUCUUUUCGCAUCCCACCCGAGGUGGCCUUUGCCUCUGAGACGUCUUGA
Molecule: messenger RNA, 1422 nt
Organism: Verticillium nonalfalfae
Lineage: Eukaryota; Fungi; Ascomycota; Sordariomycetes; Glomerellales; Plectosphaerellaceae
Gene: TRM5
Product: tRNA(m(1)G37)methyltransferase
Exons: 4
Coding region: 1-1422 (473 amino acids)
Biological process (GO): tRNA N1-guanine methylation; mitochondrial tRNA methylation
Cellular component (GO): mitochondrial matrix; cytoplasm
Source: RefSeq, a predicted model, not a curated record